Molecule: messenger RNA, 867 nt
Organism: Prorocentrum cordatum
Lineage: Eukaryota; Dinophyceae; Prorocentrales; Prorocentraceae
Source: the annotation of a GenBank genome assembly
AGCCGUUUUAUUUCGGCCCGGCGGCUUGCGUGGUAGUGCGGAGGCCGGGGCAGCUAGGGGCGGAAGAGGCUGCCCGACCAUGUAUGCCGACCUGUAUCCCUCGCCCGCCGUGAACUGGUACCCCGACGCUCAGCUGCCAGCCAGGGGCAACCCCGCCGGCCUGUCCUUCCCCGAGCGGCCCGCGGCGGGCGGCGGUCUGCACGGCGAGCUGGCCUGCGACUCGUUCACGAACUGCAACAUCGAGGGCCCCCCCGGCGCCUCGCUGUACAUCAAGAGCGAGUACGGCCCGCACGCGGCGGACGUGGACAAGUUCAACGCCUCCUUCUACACCGUGGCGGCAUCGCAGGGCCUGAAGAGCAUCGGGGCCGGGAGGUGGGCGGGCGCGGCGACUGCGACGGCCGCCCCGGGCGCGGGCGCCCUCGGGGAGUUGACCGUCUACGUGGACGGCGCUUGGGACAUCUCACCGUCGGACAAUUUCGGCCUGCACCACUACUGCGCCACCGCGUACUACCCCGGCGACCUGCAGCGGGACGUGGAAGCGCGCAAGACCCCAGCGACGAAGGGGCACCCCAGCCAGGCCAGGCACGGGCUCGAGGACUGCAGCCUGCAGAGGCGAGUGUCCCUGCCGCACAACCCGAGGCACCAGCUGCUCAUGGUGGACCUCUACGAGGUGGACCAGCUAGGCGACACGUUCAUUGGCCGUGUGACCGUGCCGCUCGCGGAGGGGAGAGUGCCCCAUUCGUUUCCCGAGAGGCAGGAUGACAUGAAUAAGACGAGCAGAAGGCGGAGGUGGAUGCGAAAGUUCACACGUAUUCCGCCACAGAAAAUGUGAGACCCAGACGGUGGUCUGUUGGUUGUUGUUUCAUU